CCAGUCAACAACUCACAAAAUCAGAGUACAAAAACUAAGUUCCUAAUCAGUAGAAUAGAAGGAAAACAAAACGUUCAAUAUAAUUUUGUGAACAGAGGGAAAACCAACGCAAUUUCAAUGACUGGUGAUUAUCAAUCAACUCUACACGUCAAUGAGGUCGAUGGACAGAAAGAUACUUCAGACGCAGAAGGAGCCGAUAUCGACGACUGGCAGAAGAUAUUUCGUAACGCGCCCCCGACCACCGCCAUUGGGACCGCUGAAGGUGGCUACAUCGAGCAGGAGCUGCAGGCAUUUAUGAACACACUCAAUGUUGAAGAUGAUGCGGACGAUGUCCAGGAGGUGCCCAUACAGAUUGAAACGAUCGCUGUGGAUGACGAAAUAGACAUUGGACUCGACAAUACUAGAAAAAGGUUGUCGCAAAAGAAGCAAAAGCAAGCAGCAGGCACGCUGCAGAAGAAGCCAAAAGUGAAGAAACGGAUUUUACGGAAGCGACUCGCUGAAUAUUCCUUUGUUGAGACCCUUUAUCUGGCCGCCAACAGUAACAGCAUUGACUUCCUGCGUUGGUCGAAGAAGGAAAAACAUCUAAUUGUGCCAUAUGUGGCGCUUCAGGAGCAUUUGAUCAGCUCUCGCCCCAUGUUCCGUUGUCGCAGUGUCCUCCAGUUCGCGGCAGAGCUCUCGAGAUAUGGCUUUGAGCGUGUGUUUGACUUCGAUUUCAAGGAUGCGGCCAAGGCCACUAUAGUCUUGGUCUUUCAGCACCCCAACUUUGUAAUGGGUGCGCCGCACAAGAUCCGUAAGAUAAGCUACGUGAACAUGCAAGAGGAACAAGAGAAUGCACAGACUUCCGCAGCAGGACACCAGCAAAGGGACAAUGAUAUCUGCACCACCUUUCACUCGUACAUGUCGCCCCUGCAGGUGGCACGCUGCCGCCUCCACACGGAGCUGAGCUACCAUUCCGAUAUGGCUCUGCUCCACGAAUACGCCAAUGAGUCCAACAAGCCGGUGGCCAAACGAGCCGGGCGUCCCGCACCCAUCCUGGAAACGACCGUGGAGCAACAGCUUGCGGGCAGAACGGACAAGUUUGUGAAUCCUUACGAGUCGGUGACCAAGAUACUCACGAAGCAGGUGCCCUCGUAUGCCGGCUACUAUGGCAACGUGCCGCACCCGAUGCUGGAGGACUUCUUCCAGGAGUACAUGCCCCGCUAUGGCAUCAAGAUAAGCGGCUACAAGCAGAUCGUGAUUGACGGCCACAACAACUCGAGUGACUUCAAUCAGAAUAUACCAAUUGGCAACGAAGACUCGGACGAUGAGAACGAUGAUCCGGACAAGAGGGAUGCCUUUGAUCUGGAGGAGGUUAUGCACCAGUUGUGCGACGAAGAUGCCAUCGCCAGCGAGGACGAUGAUGAGCUAGUUGAAGACUCUGUCGCAGUGGAGCUAGUGCUGAAUGAAGACGACGGCACCUACACGUAUAUCAAAAAAGCUAAAGAAGAACAAAAGCCGCUGCCGAAGUUGGUUCUACCACAGAAAACGACAAAGAAACGUCAGCAGGAUGAUGAUCAAAAAAAGGGAAAGCAACCACUGCCCAAGAAGUCAAAGAAAUGCCUGGUACAAGCUGAGAUCGAGGACGACACAACCAAUACAGAUACAGAUACAGAAACGGGGCAGCCAUCAGUGCAGCAGAAUUUGAAGCCUUCUCUUCAGAAUGCUAUCGAGGAGGAUGAGCUCUUGGAUUUCGCUGGCGAUGAUGACGAUAAGGAGUACAUCGAUCGGAAGGUGCUGCGCCGCACAGCCACGCUGUCGGCUUCCAAACGACGCAGCUACGAGUUGCGGAAAGUCAAGCGUGGCUCCAAGAAAAAAUAAAUGUUUGGAAAAUUAUGUGAAGGCUUU
Drosophila subobscura is the source of this 1884-nucleotide messenger RNA. RefSeq lists its product as uncharacterized. The coding region runs from base 118 to 1857 and encodes 579 amino acids. Gene Ontology annotation, molecular function: sequence-specific DNA binding; DNA-binding transcription factor activity. The record is from RefSeq and is a predicted model, not a curated record. The transcript has a single exon. Gene Ontology annotation, biological process: regulation of DNA-templated transcription. NCBI's taxonomy places the organism in Eukaryota, Metazoa, Arthropoda, Insecta, Diptera, Drosophilidae.